Messenger RNA from Patella vulgata (common limpet), 807 nucleotides. RefSeq lists its product as uncharacterized. Lineage: Eukaryota; Metazoa; Mollusca; Gastropoda; Patellidae. The transcript is spliced from 3 exons. The record is from RefSeq and is a predicted model, not a curated record. The coding region runs from base 1 to 807 and encodes 268 amino acids.
AUGUUGGUUCUAGUAUUUGGGUCAGGAAUAUUCCAUGUCAUGUAUUCAUAUAUUAGUACCAAUAUUAACGUAAUGCUUCUUGAUAUUGCUCUGCAUGAAAAUAAGGGGGACCCGGCUAUUACCAUUGGUGAAAUGACACUUAUUAAACGGAUGAAUAAAACUUUAGUUUAUUACUGUGAUUUCAAUAUUUGUAAGAAUAAUCACUUAUUUUGUGAAGAUCUUUACAGAAAACAAACUAAUUUAACCAUGCUCCUUAGAGAUAGGCACUCCUUACAGCUUGCUGAAAAACAUUUUGCAGGACAACCAAAACUUAUCUUGGCACCAGAUAUGGCUUUUCAAAUUGGUCCGGUUCGACGAUUUAUGAAACCAUUUUUUGAUGUUUUAUGGAUUCGAAGAACAGAUAGAGAAAGGGUUGGGGAUGUCAUUCCGACACUGCCGACUGAUAUCACAAUAAGAAUCGGUGAUUGGUUAGGUUGGAGAACACCUCAUACUCAUAAACACAUGGAAAACGCUUAUCUUAUAGCAAAUAAUGGACUGGUAUUCUUACAGAGGGGGAGGGUGGUUAUUACCGAUCGUCUUCAUGGUCAUAUCUUAAGUACUUUAUUGGAUAUUCCCCACGUGAUUCUAAAUAACAAGUGGAAUAAAGUUAGUAAUUAUCAUAAUACUUGGACUAAGAGUCUAAAAAAUACGCGAGUUGCUAAUAAUGCAUCUCAUGCUAUUGAUCUGGCUAGAAAACUUUUAAUAGAAUAUUCUGAUGUUUUACCGGAAAAGGUUCCGUUCAUGGAUGUGAAUGAUGUACUUAAUUAG